UGGCUGGUGCUCAGUGCACAAGUCGGUGGCAAGGCGAACGGACCGGACCAACAGAGCCGCAAGCAUAACGCGCACUGCCGGAAAAUAAUAACAGAAAAACAAAAAUUUUAUAUAUUUCUAACUUUUUCUUUUGUAAUUGAAGAGAAAACAACAAUUACUUUGCAUAUACAUCCAUAUAAAGUGUAUUAUUGUAGGGGAGCAUCGCGCUAAAAAGUACAAAAAGCAAAACAGCAACGGUUCAAAGGCUCUUGUUUGUUUGUUUCGUCAAAGCUGGCUACCUCGUUUGCUCGACAGAAUGUGCCACAACAAAACUUGGCCAAGACAAGCUGAACAGGUUCAAAGAGUGUGUUCUAACUAAAGGCAAAAUAAGAUAUCCAUCCGAUAGGCGAAGGCUACGCAGGAGGAGCUCAGCAUGCAUCAGGUGCUCAGCUAUGAGACGGCUGUGCGGGCCAACAGCAGCUCGCGCGAAUAUGUGACGAAGCGCACCUGCGCCUCACUCCUGCUCACCAUUGGCUUCUUCAUGCUCAUCUCAGGCUAUUUGCUGGGCAAUUUCGUGACGGAGCGCAAGUAUCACAUACGCCAGCUGCUGACAAAAAAGUCAAUUAAGGCAGGCGAGGCCACCGGGGAGGACGGGGAGCGAUACGUGCAGCUGAAUGGCGUGGAUUAUGGCAAUCUGCAGGAACUACGCGCCUACCAGAAGCACAAGGACCAACUGCUGGCCGCAGCACAGGUGCUGAAUAAGCUGCUACAGCAGGACGAGAGCGAACGCUAUUUGGCCACGUCCCUGAACACGGAGAUCUUUAACAAGUACGUCAGCUGCACCCAGGAUAUACCGCCCAAUACGAACAUCAAGGCCAGCCAGUUCAUUGAGCAGCUGAUAGACAAUACUAUAGCCAGGCAAAGGGAUUGCAUGCGCAUCAUACAGGUGGUCAUCGACAAUCACCUGGCCAAUAGCCAGCUCUGAGUAAAGCUAACGGAAUGAACAGAACUUAGGGAACAACUGAAGCUGAUCAUUAUUGAAGCAGAAGGAAAUUGUUUUUGCAUAAUGUAGUGUGAAUUUUAUAAUUACGUAUGUAUUUGUGUGUGUGUGUGUGCAUAUGUGUAUGUGUGUGUAAAGAGUUUUCAUAUUGUAUUUUGAAAGCAAAUAAAGCAG
This is a messenger RNA of Drosophila mojavensis, 1153 nucleotides long. RefSeq lists its product as uncharacterized. The transcript has 3 exons. The record is from RefSeq and is a predicted model, not a curated record. Bases 413 to 964 code for a protein of 183 amino acids. NCBI's taxonomy places the organism in Eukaryota, Metazoa, Arthropoda, Insecta, Diptera, Drosophilidae.